Drosophila simulans is the source of this 310-nucleotide messenger RNA. RefSeq lists its product as uncharacterized. The record is from RefSeq and is a predicted model, not a curated record. The coding region runs from base 55 to 201 and encodes 48 amino acids. Lineage: Eukaryota; Metazoa; Arthropoda; Insecta; Diptera; Drosophilidae. The transcript has a single exon.
UCGAUAGCUAUUGCGUUUUAGUGGCAGUCUGAAGCGAAGUUCGGCGGACGAGAGAUGACGUUGAUACUACUGGCCGCCCUGUCGAGCAUCUACACCGGGAUGUUCAAUUACGUGAAGGCCAAAUUCCCGUUCGUGAUCGAGGCCGCCAUGGUGACUCUGUGCUUUGGCUCCAUCGUCGGCCGAUUCUGCAUAAUGGUUUAGGAGAAAACUGAGGAGGCUCGAGACUGUGCGAAUCGGAGGAACUUUAUGUAUAUUUAUAUGGAUGUGUCUUGUGGCCUUAUGUGAAUACAACUAAAAACUUAAAUCUAAA